Botrytis byssoidea is the source of this 915-nucleotide messenger RNA. RefSeq lists its product as uncharacterized. The coding region runs from base 1 to 915 and encodes 304 amino acids. Lineage: Eukaryota; Fungi; Ascomycota; Leotiomycetes; Helotiales; Sclerotiniaceae. The record is from RefSeq and is a predicted model, not a curated record. The transcript has 3 exons.
AUGCCAAUUAACGUACCUGGACUCGACGCUGCGGACCUUCGCCGUUAUAUCAACCUCGAUCUACAUGUCGGGAACUUUGCCCCCGCUGUCCCUGCUGUCCCUGCCCCUGCCGCUGCCCCCGCCUUACCCGCUGUCCCUGCUCUCCCUCUCCCGGCUGUCCCUGCUCCUGCCGCUGCCUUCCCUCUCCCGGCUGCCCCUGUUCGCCCUCUCCCAGCUGGUAGUAAUGCUCCGGCUGUAGUUGCUGCUCCUGUCGUAGAGCAACCAGUCCCUUCGUGGCCACAUAACCCCAAGCGCAUAACUAAUAGUCACCAAGCCCUGACUAUCUGGCCAAGUACCAGCAACAAAAGUAAAACCCUGAACUACGUGCAGGGCAAAUAUGAGCUUGUUCGUGGAGGAGGCAAUGUUGUGGGUUCCCGGGAUUGGCUGCGCGAGAGACAACCAGGAGCCCGUCAGCAUGGCGCUGCCUGGUUUUUGGUUAGCUUGUUGGGGCGGAACGGCUGGACCAACAACAGAGUCAUUGUUGACGCAUACACGAGAAUGUUUGAAUCAUGCGUCGACAGGUUUGCCGAAGUUGUUGGGGACCCCGAAAAGUGCAUCGACCAGUGGAGGAAGGCGGAGGCUCUUGUCCGCCAGACUUUGUCCAAGAGUCAAUACAAUAACUUGUUCAUCAAUAAGAAUGAUGCAAGCAUUGUUGGGGAUGAGGCAGCGGGGGGUGAGUGUCUUUGGCGUCUUAGACAGCCUGGGGACCCCGAUAAGCCAGUACCGACGAAGGGCAGGAGAGGCUCUAGAUCGCGUGGAGAUCGCGACGGGGACGGUCCCGCUGGUGACCCAAAUUCCGCUUACAAAAAGCGCGAUGGUGGCCCAGAAGACCAACCCGCCGCCAAGAAGCGCAAGGGCCUCUUGACUGGCGGAUAA